Molecule: messenger RNA, 1971 nt
Organism: Boeremia exigua
Lineage: Eukaryota; Fungi; Ascomycota; Dothideomycetes; Pleosporales; Didymellaceae
Product: major facilitator superfamily domain-containing protein
Exons: 4
Coding region: 115-1587 (490 amino acids)
Biological process (GO): transmembrane transport
Cellular component (GO): membrane
Molecular function (GO): transmembrane transporter activity
Source: RefSeq, a predicted model, not a curated record
ACCCACGUAUAUCUGUUGUCCCUCUGAACAUAUCGAUUCACACAGCACUGCAGUUCCAUUGACACCCUGCAACAUCUUACACACGCCUAGCUUGGUGACCAUUCACCUCUCAAGAUGGCAUCCUCCAGCCUCCACGGCGUCUUCGACAUCCAAUCCGUCCCCCCAGCUCCAACAUACCAGCAAAGCAAAGGCAAACGACCCACCGGCGUGCUCCCAGAUGUCGAGCUCGAAUCCAUCCACGGCAAGGACUCCUUCGACCAGCCCGCGACCGGAACCCAGACGCCCAAAACCCCCCAUCAAAUCGAGGCCAGCUGCCCCCCCUCCCCCACCCAGCACGAAGACGCCGUCGGCCUGGUGCAGACCUGGAACAACCCGUCCAUGAACAAGUGGCGACUGCUGUGUUGCUGCAUGAUCUACUUCGGCAACGGGCUCAACGACGCCGUCGUCGGCGCGCUGAUCCCCUACAUGGAGGCCCACUACCACAACAGCCACACCAUCAUGUCGCUGAUCUUCAUCGGCAACGCCGUGGGCUUCAUCGCCGCCGCGCCGCUGGUCACCUGGGUGCUGGCGAAGCUGGGCCGCGCGCGCACGCUGAUCUUCGCUGAGCUGUUUCUGAUCGCCGCGUAUGUGAUGUUGGUGUGCACGCCGCCGUUUGCGGUGGUGAUUAUUGCCUUCCUGCUGAUCGGCUACGGCGCCGCGACCAGUCUGGCGCUGAACAACGUCUUCUGUGCUAACAUCCAGCCGUCGAGUGCGGUGCUGGGCGCGGCGCACGGCAGCUAUGGCAUCGGCGGGACGAUUGCGCCGAUUAUCGGCACCGCGCUGGUCUCGCAGGGCAUUCUGUGGUCGCGCUUCUACUUUGUGCUGCUCGCGCUGCGGUUCUUCUGUGUUGCGUUUGCGGCGUGGGCGUUCCGCAACUACGAGGAGGACUCGUCGGCUACGCUGCUGACUGCGCUCGAGCAGACGGCGAGCAGACAGCAGGCGGCCGAGGGCCCCGGGUCGAAGGCGAGGGAGCUCCGACUGGCGCUGCAGAACCGCGUCACGAUCUUCGGCGCGCUGUUCAUCUUUGCGUACCAGGGCGCCGAGGUCGCGCUGAGCGGCUGGAUCAUCUCCUUCCUGAUCAACUACCGCGACGGCGACCCCGCGAAGGUCGGCUACGUCACGGCUGGCUUCUGGGCGGGCAUCACCCUCGGCCGCUUCGUCCUGACCCACGCGGCGCCGCGCAUCGGCGAGCGCAACUACGUCGUCGGCCUCACGCUCGGCACCAUGGUGCUGCAGCUCCUCGCCUGGCUGACGCCCAACGUCAUCGGCAACGCCGUCGCCGUCUCGCUGCUGGGCCUCCUGCUCGGCCCCGUGUACCCCUGCGCGCAGACCAUUUUCUCGCGCUCCGUGCCGCGCCACCUGCAGACCUCGUCGAUUGGCUUCAUUGGGUCCGCGGGCAGCUCGGGCGGCGCGGUUGCGCCCUUCACCACGGGUAUUCUGGCGCAGGCGGUUGGCACGUGGGUCAUUCAUCCCGUGGCGCUGGGGCUGUAUGGCGCCAUGCUUGUGUUCCUGUUUGCGCUGCCUCGGAUGAGCAAGAGGACGGAGUAAGAGGACGGAGCAAGAUUGGCGAUGCUGGUCUAUGGAGUUUGGGGUUUGGAUUGGCGCUGCGGUGGUGCGGGAGCGAGCUAGAUUCGUCUUGACGUCACGCAUCGCUAUCUGCGUUUCCGCGCGACACUCGGGCUCCGAGCAGCGUAAUACAAAAGCGCGUUUAAUCCUUAGGAAAAGAUUCCCACUCAUCGCAGUAUAUCGCGAGUACAGCACUUCCAACCAGUGCCCGACAAUCACAGUCCCCCACAAUUCACAGUCCCAAACACUCCAAACAUGGCCGCCCUCAAAACCCUCCAAACCCUGACCAUCUCCACCGCCCUCCUCACCUCCGGCGGCAUAGCAACCCUCUCACUCUUCGACAUCCCCAUGCUACGCUCCCAGCCC